Molecule: messenger RNA, 1650 nt
Organism: Hymenoscyphus albidus
Lineage: Eukaryota; Fungi; Ascomycota; Leotiomycetes; Helotiales; Helotiaceae
Source: the annotation of a GenBank genome assembly
AUGUCUACUGGUACCGGUACAGAGACAGGUAGAGUUGAAGCACCAAGAGGCCGUUCCCGGUUCUCCAAAGUCCUCCCAAACGCUCCUACAAGACCAGCGGUGCCCCCCAAGAGCAUCUUCCGAACCAUAUCAUCUCCUGGUCCUACGCUCCCGCCCAAAGACGACUACGACUCGAUGUCGACAGCCAUGAUGAUUCCACGACGAGCCGUAGGCAGUACUGAGAGCAUUCCCCAAGUGAAGCCCGUUGCAAAAGUCGAGAGCAUCUCGCAGUGUAGACAUCGGGCCCGGUCCACUUCCAUCUCGUCGGCUUAUUUUUCAGACUCGCCAUCCCUAUCCAACGGCUCGGAUAGCAGCAGAGACAUUCACAGUGACGACGAACCACAGUCACCCAGUGAUUCAGAAAGCGGUCCACCACCGCCGCCCAAAGACAGGCAACGAGAGCCCAGAACGCCGCCCAGCUCAUCACCUCAAAACAUCCACCACAUUCUGGCCCAACCCACAUCCGGCUUCACCAAGUCGCCUGUGGCCAUUGAUCUCUGGCGUCGUCGGUCGGCGAGAAGUGAGAGGAGUAUCUACUUUUCCGAGUUGCGGUUGGAAAGAAGCAACGGCUCCACUGCCAGGCACUCCAGGCACUCCAGCCCACCACAGCAACACGCGCAAAGGCAGGAGCAACCACGAACGCAACCACCACCAAAGCCCGAGGCAAGAUCCUUGCCCGCGCUACCCAAAAGUUCCGCAGGACAACAGCGAAAGCCAGUUCCUAUCCGUCCAGCUCCAGCGCCAGCGCCAGCGCAACCCGACUUGGACUUGAUGGGAAACAAACUCACGAAGCUGAAGGAGAAGCAUUCGAAAUCGAAGCUCAAUGACUUCGGCAAUGAGGAUCCAAUGAUUCGACAAAAUGGCAAUGGCACCACAACACAGAACCAGGAUCCCACGAAAUCAGCCCCUACUCCAACCUUUGAUUUUCAACUUCGCAAAGAGAACGUAAGGAGUGAGAGCUCGCCUUCUCUACCUUCAGAAUACUCAACUCCACCACCCGAAGUCCCCGCCAAGUCACAGUCAAGACCGACGACCAGAGGCACCAAUGGCACCACCACGCUUCUUCCCAGUCUCUCGGUCGCUACCUCUGAAGAGCCCAUCGAUUUCCUCUCUGCCACCUCCCAUUCACGAGGUACCUCCGAGACUCUCACCAUCAGCUCCGAGCCAACCAUCAUGCAAUCACCACAACCCCACAAGCCUAAUGAUACCGCUAGAAUCCUAACUCCAGAAGUCUCACCAAGGCCCAGUUCCUCCCUAGCAACCUCACCACUCGCUCUCUCCUCGCCCACCAAGAAAAUCCACUUUCCAACCUUUCCAGCUCCCGUCGCAAAACCCGGGACCGUCUUUCCAGGGCCUCCGAUUAGCAACGUCCAGCUGGAAUGCUACCAAAACCACCGCUUCAUGCGGUCCACUCGAAACACGCUCUGUCCCGUAGCAUGUAUGGUCUGCCAGCGUCGCGAUGCGGAACAGAGGUGGAAAUGCUCUUGGUGUUGUCUCAGUACUUGCGGCUCCUGCAUGCAAGUCCUCGCUGCAGUACCAGGGAAAGACUUGAAAACAUGCUUAGAAAAGGUUUCGAGGCAGAACCAAGUUGCUAUUGGCAUUGCUUCUUGA